This is a messenger RNA of Lolium perenne, 916 nucleotides long. RefSeq lists its product as uncharacterized. NCBI's taxonomy places the organism in Eukaryota, Viridiplantae, Streptophyta, Magnoliopsida, Poales, Poaceae. The record is from RefSeq and is a predicted model, not a curated record.
CUGUGUUCUUCACGCUCCAUCUCAGUGAGGGCCUCGAACCACCCCGGCAUGGCGUCGCCGCCGCCGACGUGGUCGGUGACCGCGUGCCUGAGGUACCGCGGCGGGCUGGAGAUCCGCGCUGCCGCGGAGAACGUCCUCCCCGGGUGGGGCCACGGCGGCGAGCGGCUCUCCUUCCUCCUCCGCGUCCGCCGCAGCCUCCACCUCACCGUCACCUCCCAAUGCGGCCGCGACCCCGAGCCAGACAAGAAGCCGCGCGGCCUCAAGCUCCUCCGCUUCCUGCGGAGCAGCUUUGCUCGAGCGCCGCGUGUCCCCUCCCUUCUGCGCCGGAGGAAGACGCCGCCACAGCCGCGCGCCGCAGCCGUUGCCAAGCCGGGUUCUCGCGCUCCGGCGAUCCUCUCUGUCUUGGAUCGAGCGCUCAUGUGGCCGGCGACGGCGACGACGACGACGCUGUGCUUCCUCGCCGCGCUCGCCGUGGCCGCGGCGCUUCGCAUCAUGGUCGGGUUCAUGAUACCGAGCGCGAGCUGCGGGUCAUGGAGAUGUUUCUUGGCGAAGAAAUUCGUCAGGGUCUUGGGGCCUCCUCUCUUUGAGUGGCUCUCCAGGAUUAGUCUGAAACUCAUCAAGUUCUUGGAUCCUCGUUGGAGCUGGGCCUGAAGUGGCUAUUCAACAAAUGGAAAUUCGGUUACAGAGAAUCGAUUAACCAAGACUAAAUGAUAGUGAAUGUGUUUGGUUUAGUUUAGUUUAUGUUUAUCUUAAUUGAGGAGUUCGAUUGUCUUGCUGAGGUACAUGGAAGAUACUCAGGGAACUGAAUCCUUUUUAGAAUACUAUUCAAGGAACAAAAUCGCAUAAGCCUCUUCAGUGUGAUCUGAAUCUUUGUCCACUGUCUUGCACAAAAGGGAAAAUUAUUGCGAAUUUUGAA